Molecule: messenger RNA, 2596 nt
Organism: Argentina anserina (silverweed cinquefoil)
Lineage: Eukaryota; Viridiplantae; Streptophyta; Magnoliopsida; Rosales; Rosaceae
Product: putative U-box domain-containing protein 50
Exons: 9
Coding region: 98-2497 (799 amino acids)
Biological process (GO): protein phosphorylation; protein ubiquitination
Molecular function (GO): protein kinase activity; ATP binding; ubiquitin-protein transferase activity
Source: RefSeq, a predicted model, not a curated record
GAACAUGUGGGUGUGCACUGUCGAAUGUUGAUCUAUCAUUCUCUCUAAGACACAAGAAAGUCCAAAGUUGGUUAAACUGGUUUUAUGCAAUUAAAGAAUGGAGAGCCAAGCAGCCAAGGUCUAUGUUGCAGUAGGGAAUGAUAUACAAGAUGGUUUUAAGACUUUGGAGUGGACACUGAAGAAAUGGAAUUCUCAACUGACUUCCAUAGUCAUUAUACAUGUGGCUCACAACAUUUCGAAGGAUUUCAUCUACACCCCAUUUGGGAAGCUGCCUGCAAGUUCUAUGAACGAUGAGAAACUGGAAGUUCUUAUAAAAUAUGAGCAAAAAAAGAUUGAUAAGCUGCUGCACAAGUACUUAGCAUUCUGUGGCCAGGUGAAGGCUGAAAUACUAACAGUGGAAAAUUGUGAGCAACCAAUUCAUAAACUCAUCAUUGAUUUGAUUUUGAGACACCAAAUAACCAGACUGGUUAUGGGAUUCACAUUUUUGAAGACUUCACCAACUUGGAGGAUAAAGAAUGCAGUGAGUGCAGCAUUUUACAUUCAUCAUCAGAAGCCAAAUUUCUGCGAAUGGUUCGUGAUUUUUGGGGGAAGACUAGUUUUCCUUAGAGGAGAAAAUGACAAAGGAAUCAUGGAGGAUGAUCAAGGUGUCAUUGUUGGAAAACUGAGAGAAAAAGCCAGUUUCAAAGGAUGGUUAGCAAAGGUGUUCAAUGAAACCUCAGCAACUUCCCCAGAUAGAACUUCAGCAAAUCUCAACUCCCCCAUAAAUUCACAAAAAAAUUGGGAAUGCCAUGUCCAAGAAAUUGAAGACUACUUCCUGCAUUUGUUAUCCUUGAAAUUGGAGGAAGAAGAUUGUAAGCAGGAGAAUGAAGAUGUUCAAAACAGUCGAAUGGAAGCUAACAUGAUUGCUGCAGAAGAAAUGAAAACAAAGCUAAAGAAAGCUCGAGACACAAUCGAGGUAAAACGAAAGGAAGCCAAGGCCAAUGUCCAGAGACAAAUUAAAGCACAAUGGGCCAUUAGUCUAUGCAAUUUUCGGGCUCAAGAACUUGCAGAACAAAUACAUGAAGAGAUGAAAGCUCGUGCAGAACUAGAGAAAGCGCUAGACUCUGAAAAGGAGCAGCUUCAUGAAGUUAUAAUGGACACUGGAGAAAGCAAAAAUAGGCUGAGUUCACUAAUGGAGCUGCAAUUUGAGCUCUCAAAUAAGCUGCAUAUUUCCACAUUGGCGAAAUUAAAUACCGAGACACAACUAGAGAAAGCCAUAAGCACCAGGGAAGAGAUGGUUAAGGAGAUUGCGGAACUACGGCAGCAUAGAGAUGUUCUACAUCGCAGAAUCGAGUUUUGUAAAGAAAAGGAUGUCAUUGGAAUGGUUGGUAGGCUCACUGACACGAGCUGUGGAUUGAAGAAGUACACAGGUGAAGAGAUCAGAUUGGCUACGAACAAUUUUUCAGAACGCUUAAGAAUUAAACCAGGAGGGGACUGGAACACAACUAUGUACAGAGGGCGCAUCAACCAUGCAACAGUCGCAAUCAAAAUCCUCGACCAUGCUAAAGGAGACUCUGAGCAAGAUUUUAAAGCCAAUGUGACACUUCUUAGCCACAUAAGACACCCGCAUCUAGUAACAAUGAUCGGCUUCUGCACUGAGCUAAGGUGCAUUGUGUUUGAAUACAUGCACAAUGGUAGCUUGAGGGACAUACUAUUAAGGGAUUUGUUGUUCUCCUCCCACAUAAGCUCUAAGAAAAGAAAACGAACCUUAGGGUGGCACGACCGGAUCCGUAUUGCGAUGGAGAUCUGCUCGGGCCUGGGCUUUCUCCACAUGGCGAAGCCCAGGCCAAUUGUUCACGGACGACUUUCCUUGUCCAACAUCCUCCUCGAUCGCAAUCUCGUCACCAAAUUAAGUGGUUUUGGGCUCUCACGCAGUUACAAUGAACAAAAUGUUAGAUCGGACAUUCGGGCUUUUGGAGUACUGUUGAUGCAUCUUUUAGUAGGAAGGAAUUGGACUGGACUGGGCCAGGCCAUGAAUAUGGACCGAGCAGCUGUGAUUCGAGAUCUAGAUGAGAUGGCUGGACAUUGGCCUUUGGAUUUGGCAGAAAAACUGGCCGAGUUAGCUUUGGCUUGCUUGACAAGUAACCGUGGACCUAGUCGAGAUUUGAGGCUGGCAACAGUGAUGGAAGAGCUCAAUGUGUUGAAGAGAAAUGGUGAUGAUAUUUUGGCAAGAAGAAGAUGUGAGGGGAUGAUAGAUGGAGAUGUAGAAAAUAGUGACACCGAUGAUGUACCUAGUUGUAUCCUGUGCCCCAUUUCUCAGGAAGUGAUGAAGAAUCCACAUGUGGCAGCGGAUGGAUUUUCGUAUGAACUUGAAACGAUAGAGGAAUGGCUAGGAAUGGGGCAUGACACAUCGCCGAUGACAAACCUAAGGCUGAAGCACACAUUACUUACCCCUAAUCACACCCUUCGUUCCCUAAUUCAAGAUUGGCAUAAUAAGAGGUCCCUUCCACCACCAUAAUAAUAGAUAGCUGAUUAGAAUUAGGAUUAGUUUUUGUAGCUCAAUGGCAUCAAUGUGCAAGUUCUUCACAAAAAAAGAGCACCCAUUUUCCCGCCGGAA